Peromyscus maniculatus bairdii (prairie deer mouse) is the source of this 2379-nucleotide messenger RNA. RefSeq names its product SH3 and cysteine rich domain 3 (gene Stac3). Gene Ontology annotation, molecular function: protein binding. Gene Ontology annotation, biological process: positive regulation of protein localization to plasma membrane; positive regulation of voltage-gated calcium channel activity; skeletal muscle contraction. NCBI's taxonomy places the organism in Eukaryota, Metazoa, Chordata, Mammalia, Rodentia, Cricetidae. The record is from RefSeq and is a predicted model, not a curated record.
GCAUGUAUGUAUGUGUGCUGUGUCUGUGCCUGAUGCCUACAGAGGCCGGAAGAGGGUGUGGAGCCUCUGGAACUGGAGUUGCAGACAGCCCGUGUGUGGGUGCUGGGCACCCACCCAGGUCCUCGGUGAAAAGCUGUGCAUCUCUCCAGCCCCAUAGCUUUUGGGUUUGACCACCCACCAUCUUUUUCAGUAACUCGGAUAUUCUCUUUUCCCCAAGGAUAGACUUGUAGAGGACAAAGGAGAAAGGCCCCCUUGUGCUCUUGAGAAAGGAGUAAAAUAGCAAGCACUACACUCUGCUCAGCUGGAGAUGAGAAAGCAGUCUCGCACGGCUGACCGAAUUCUGCCUCACACCCUCAGCUCCCAGCCCUCCCCUGGCCUAAACUUUUGGGGUCAGCCAGGCACGGAGGUGCACACCUUUAAUCGUAGAUUUCCGAGUUCGAGGCCAGCCUGGUCUACAAGAGCAAGUUCUGGGACAGCCAGGGCUACACAGAGAAACCCUGUCUCAAAAAAACAAGCCCUCCUCCCCCACCAAAAAAAGGAAACAAAACCCGAGAAAGUGACGAAGUGCGCCCAGGGAGGGUAGAACUGGAAAGGUGGUUAGCGUUAAGGGGAAAGUAUGAGGAAGUCAUCCUGACUUCACCGUCAGACAUCUAAAAUCACACGAGUGAGUAUGGGGAACAGAAGCCCUUUCCUGUAGGGUUUUAGCUUGCUGGUCGGAAACAUGGUUAGCAUGGCAAAGGCCCCGGGUUCGAUCCCUGGUACUCGGAGUGGGGAAGGGUACUGCGGUGUUAGGUAGGAAAUGCCCCUUCCCGAGGAGCUGACCUGCUCAGUGGAAACUCAGAAGAGCAGCUGGGGGGGGGGGGGAGGAGUCAGGGUCCAGCCCUCCCUGCCCCAGACCUCCUGGUUCCAAUUUCUGCCCGUCAGCUGUCCUCUCAGCUGUCCCCAGUCCUCCAGUCCUGUCAUUACAGCCCUGCCACCACGGUGAGAGGCUAGGAGGCCGCCCAGUACUGAGUAGCUGUGUGAGUCCAGAAGGAAGGUACGGGGGGCUUAGCCCUGGAGGAAGAGGACUAGCCCUCCCCCAGCACCACCGUCAAGGCCUUAGGGACUCCCUCUUUCCACACUGAUCUGACUUAGGGAGUCUCAGAAGUAAGUCGUCUCUUCCUCGUCGUUUCAUUUCCCGAGUCUGUUCGGCUUCUUCCUUUCGCUCCUUAUCUGAUGACAGAGAAGGAGGCACCGGAAUCCCCUAAGCCCCCUUUCCCAUCAGAGACUCCACAAAGUGGGCUACAACGCCUGAAGCAGUUAUUCAAGAAGGGCUCUCCAGAGACUACGGAGAUGGAACCUCCCCCAGAGCCCCAGGCCAAUGGAGAGGCAGUGGGGGCCGGGGGUGGGCCCAUCUACUAUAUCUAUGAGGAAGAAGAGGAAGAGGAGGAGGAAGAAGAGCCACCCCCAGAACCUCCUAAGCUUGUCAAUGAUAAGCCCCACAAAUUCAAAGACCACUUCUUCAAGAAGCCCAAGUUCUGUGAUGUCUGUGCCCGGAUGAUUGUGCUCAAUAACAAAUUUGGGCUCCGCUGUAAGAACUGCAAAACCAACAUCCAUGAACAUUGCCAGUCCUACGUGGAGAUGCAGAGAUGCUUCGGCAAGAUCCCUCCCGGCUUCCGUCGUGCCUAUAGCUCCCCGCUGUACAGCAACCAGCAGUAUGCUUGUGUCUCCUCCGCCAAUCGCAACGACCCUGUGUUUGAGACCCUGCGCGUCGGGGUGAUCAUGGCGAACAAGGAGCGGAAGAAGGGACAGGCAGAUAAGAAAAAUCCUCUGGCAGCCAUGAUGGAGGAGGAACCAGAGUCAGCCAGGCCAGAGGAAGGCAAGUCCCCGGAUGGAAACAGAGCGGAAGGAGACAAGAAGGCUGAGAAGAAAACACCGGAUGACAGACACAAGCAGCCUGGCUUCCAGCAAUCUCAUUACUUUGUGGCUCUCUAUCGGUUCAAAGCCUUGGAGAAGGAUGAUCUGGAUUUCCCGCCAGGGGAGAAGAUCACGGUCAUCGAUGACUCCAACGAGGAGUGGUGGCGGGGGAAAAUCGGAGAGAAGGUCGGAUUCUUCCCCCCGAACUUCAUCAUUCGGGUCCGGGCUGGGGAACGUGUGCACCGCGUCACCAGAUCCUUUGUGGGCAACCGCGAGAUUGGGCAGAUCACCCUGAAGAAAGACCAGAUCGUCGUGCAGAAAGGAGACGAAGCUGGCGGCUAUGUCAAGGUCUACACCGGCCGCAAGGUGGGGCUGUUCCCCACCGACUUCCUGGAGGAGAUUUAGGUGUGGUGGCGCCCGCGGGCCGGAGACACCCAGGCCUGGUUCUGGGCGGGGCCCAGUGCGGGCUCGGGAGGGGGGGAG